Molecule: messenger RNA, 1134 nt
Organism: Phytophthora infestans T30-4
Lineage: Eukaryota; Oomycota; Peronosporomycetes; Peronosporales; Peronosporaceae
Exons: 1
Coding region: 1-1023 (340 amino acids)
Source: RefSeq, a predicted model, not a curated record
AUGAACGCUGCGCAUUAUUUGCUGGACCGCAUGCGAACGUGCAAGGCAUUGCAAGAAAUUGGUGACAACAAGAAAGCUCGCGGCUGCUUCUCGUCCGUGGGCAGCGCUACACAUUCAUUUCACGGCGAUGACGCCGUGGGCUUUGGGCCGGGCUACAUGGUGGUGGCGGACGGCGUCUCGGGAACCAUGAAAGCUUCAGGUGUUUUAGCACGCAUUCUGGUGGCCGAGACAUUAUCAGCUCUGUCCAAACUGCGCAAACGCUCGCGGGAGGAGCCCCCUUGCGCUGAGGACUUUAACGAUAGCAUACAGGCAGCGAUCAAGAGCGCGCGCAAAAUGGCCAAGCGCAAAGGACGACUCGACUCGACCAUCUCGGCGGUCUUCUUCGACGAGACCACUCGCCAGAUGUUCGUGUACACGAUUGGCGACUGUAAGUGCGUUGUUUUCCGCGGCGCUCAGCUCGUGUUCGAAAGCGACUCCAUUAUCUACGACUUUAAUGUGCCGGCCGUGGUGUCCAGCAACCAGUCUAUUAAUUAUGCAGCAGAAGUGGAGAUACAGACGUUCGAGUAUGAAACAGGUGACGUGUGUCUGUUGUUCUCAGACGGCGUACACGACAACCUGUACGUAGACGACAUUGCGGCAUGUGUCGCGUCUGCAACCAGCUCGCCGUCGUCUCGAUCAAAAGGUGGAGCGGCAGAGGACAUAGCGCGAAGGACAGUACUACGCGCAAAGGACACUUUCACGUGCACGACAGAGUACAUUCCGUUUGCAGUUUCAGCAGCAGGAUUCUGUCGCGAGGCGUUAGCUGAGCUUGAGGCCAAUAAGACCGUCGAUUCCGACGAGUUCGAGCGAUUCCGACAGAAAUGCGAGGGCAUUCCAUCAUUAGAAAUAGAACGUGCGGCCUUUACCAAGGAGCGACGUGUUCGCCAAUUAGCUUUCUACAGUGCAUCCAACCUGCUCGCCUUUGCGCACAAGAAGCAGGGCAAGCGCGAUGACAUUUCCGUCUGCGCAGCAAUCCUCGCGUGAGCAUGCUCAAAUGGCAGGCAUGACCUCAAUACGCAGACCAAGUACAAGCACCUCAAAUUCAAAUCAGAUAGUAUAACUAUGAAAAAUUAGUAAACGAUAUAUUAGCUGCAA